UCCAUCUUUAAUAAUGUUACUUACCUGGUAAACCAAACGCUUCCUCUCCUCCUCUCAGUUUAAGCAAACAGUAAUACUUUCAUUUACUCACGAAAAUGCUUCGACAAGCAGGAUCUAGAUUUAUCAGAGCUCCUGUUUGCGGCUACCGCCCAUUCUUUUGUAGUAAACGUGGCUAUGCGGAAAAAGCAGCUCCCACUGAAGUUCCUUCCAUUUUGGAGGAACGUAUCCGUGGUGCUUACAACCAAUCACAAAUGAUGGAAUCUGGACGUGUCUUGUCCAUUGGUGAUGGUAUUGCUCGUGUUUCCGGUCUUUCCAACGUACAAGCUGAAGAGUUGAUUGAGUUCUCUUCCGGUGUCAAGGGUAUGGCCUUGAACUUGGAAGCCGAUACCGUCGGUUGUGUACUUUUCGGUAACGACCGUCUUGUCCGUGAAGGUGAUGUUGUCAAGCGUACUACCAACAUUGUUGACGUCCCCGUCGGUGAGGCCUUGCUUGGUCGUGUCAUUGAUGCCUUGGGUAACCCCAUUGAUGGCAAGGGCCCUAUUAAGACCACCGAACGUCGUCGUGCUCAAUUGAAGGCUCCUGGUAUUUUGCCUAGAACCUCCGUCUGUGAGCCUAUGCAAACUGGUAUGAAGGCUAUUGACUCUAUGGUUCCCAUCGGUAGAGGUCAACGUGAGUUGAUUAUUGGUGAUCGUCAAACCGGUAAGACUGCUAUCGCUAUGGAUGCUAUCCUUAACCACAAGCGCUGGAACAGUGGCAAUGACGAAAGCAAGAAGCUUUACUGUGUUUAUGUUGCUGUCGGUCAAAAGCGUUCUACUGUUGCCCAAUUGGUCCAAAAACUUGAACAAAACGACGCUCUUAAAUACUCUGUUGUUAUCGCUGCCACUGCUUCCGAAAGUGCUCCCUUGCAAUACUUGGCUCCUUUCACUGGUUGUGCUAUUGGUGAAUGGUUCCGUGAUAACGGAAAGCACGGUUUGGUCACCUAUGAUGAUCUUACCAAGCAAGCUGUUGCUUACCGUCAAAUGUCUCUUCUUUUGCGUCGUCCCCCUGGUCGUGAAGCUUUCCCUGGUGAUGUUUUCUAUCUCCACUCUCGUCUUCUCGAACGUUCUGCCAAGAUGAGCAAGGAACACGGUGGUGGUUCCUUGACUGCCUUGCCUGUCAUUGAAACUCAGGGUGGUGAUGUUUCUGCUUACAUUCCCACUAACGUCAUUUCUAUUACUGAUGGACAAAUCUUCUUGGAAUCAGAACUCUUCUAUAAGGGUAUCCGUCCCGCUAUUAACGUCGGUUUGUCUGUCUCUCGUGUCGGUUCCGCCGCUCAAGUUAAGGCUAUGAAGCAAGUUGCUGGUCAAAUCAAGCUUUUCCUUGCCCAAUACCGUGAAGUUGCUUCUUUUGCCCAAUUCGGUUCUGAUUUGGAUGCUGGUACCCGUGCUACUUUAGAAAGAGGUCUUCGUUUGACUGAAUUGCUUAAGCAACCCCAAUACUCUCCUUUGGGUGUUGAAGAGCAAGUUCCUAUCAUUUACGCUGGUGUCAAGGGUUACCUUGACAGAAUUCCCGUCGCUCGCGUUGUUGAAUUCGAACAGAAGUUCCUUCCCUUUUUGAAAUCUAGUGGAUCUGAUGUUACUGAAGCCAUCCGUACUGAGGGUGUCCUUAGUCCUGCCACUGAAGAGAAGUUGAAGGGUCUCCUCAACGAAUUCUUGUCUUCUUUCUAAGUUCGCAGGUUCAACUCAAUAGGUGCUGUCACUACAUGAGGUUACUAUCUUUUAUCCUAAUAAUGAAAUGAACGAUUCAACAUCUUUUGUACUUGUGAUAACCUGCCGGUGACUUGCCAUUUAUCAAUUAUAUGUUUGCUGAAUUGAUAAUUUUACGAUUUGUCCCCCCACUUAUUCAUUACCAAAAGGUAGUAUAGUUUUGCUUUUCUGCAAGCUGCUUGCUUUAUUAGCUAAAUAGCAAUUAGCCCUAUAAAAUUUAAAAGCUCGAUUAUUGAUCUUUACAAUAAAUUUACUCAUAAAUCGUAGCUACUUCGAUUGCAAUAAAUAAUUUACUGAACUUCCAAAAGAAAAUUUAUUCACAAAUGUUGAAAACAACUGCC
Molecule: messenger RNA, 2086 nt
Organism: Schizosaccharomyces octosporus yFS286
Lineage: Eukaryota; Fungi; Ascomycota; Schizosaccharomycetes; Schizosaccharomycetales; Schizosaccharomycetaceae
Product: F1-ATPase alpha subunit
Exons: 3
Coding region: 96-1706 (536 amino acids)
Biological process (GO): proton transmembrane transport; proton motive force-driven ATP synthesis
Molecular function (GO): proton-transporting ATP synthase activity, rotational mechanism; ADP binding; ATP binding
Source: RefSeq, a predicted model, not a curated record